Protopolystoma xenopodis is the source of this 522-nucleotide messenger RNA. NCBI's taxonomy places the organism in Eukaryota, Metazoa, Platyhelminthes, Monogenea, Polystomatidea, Polystomatidae. The record is from the annotation of a GenBank genome assembly.
UUGUUUUAUUGUGUAGCUAAGCGGCUAUUUAUUGGAAUUCCACCUGAAGUUGACCAAUUCACAAAGCAAUUUUGCAAAAAUACUCCUAUUCUUGGAUUCAGUUUAAACGAUCUUCAACCUGAUAAAGAAUAUGAUGACAGGACCAAGAACUUUACUGAAUCGCAAAUUAAAGCUGGAGAUCCUGGGGCUAAUCAAAGCAUGUCUUGUUUAUAUUCCUUCAGAAAUUGCUCUCAAUUUGGAUAUGAAGCAGCAUUCAACGAACAACUAGAUGAUGACAAUGAGGAAGAAAGUAUUGAAGACCUUGACGUUGAGAAGUAUGUGGAGGAGGAUGAAUGGUCAGCAAAUGAAUCACCCGAAGAAACUGCGAUCAGCAUUGAGCAAAAGCAAGCGAAUGAUCUUAGAAACUCUGGGGUAGAUAAACUCUCAGAGUACUCGUCAGAAGUUAUGCCUUUUCGCGAUCAUUACGUUGAGGAUCGUAUAGAACCAUUGCAGCAAGAUUCUAACACUUUUAAUAGAGGUUAG